UGUCUCUUUAUAUUCUUACUCUAUGUUUACCGAUUUUUGUUUAUUUAUUUUCAUUAUUUUUGUUAAUUUAAACCUUCAAAUCCUCGAUUUAUGAAGGUAAUUUUGAUUUCCUUGGUUUCAUAUCUGUCCUGUUAAUGUUAUAUACAGGGUAAUUAAUCUAAUUAUAGCAAUGGGACUGGUCAGAAAUCAAUAGUGAGUUCUUGAGAAAAAUCUUGACACCCUUUUCUUUCAUCCGACUCUUGGUAUUUACAAUUUCAUUUAAUUGAACAAAUAGAUGAAACGACGACAAAAAACCUGUAACACAAAGUGUAAUUAAUAGCCUCAAUCAAUACAUCUGUAAUAACUGAAUCAACUGUGAGCUUCCGAAAUCUUUGUGAACAAGUGAUCCAUCAGCUGAAAAGGAAUAUCUCUAAAUCGAAGGCUGAGGACCCUUUCAUUUUUCCCUUAUCUUCAACUUGUUUCGUUUUUUUGGCUUCUCUAUUAAUCAAAGUCAAAUUAUUGUGAAUAGAUGUCUUCGUCAGAAAAAUCUAGGCCUUCCCAGUUACAACCAAUCUUCACUAGUAAGGCUCAUGUCUUCCACAUCGAUCCCCAAACAAAGCGAUCUUGGAUACCGGCGUCUUGUCAAGCUGUCAAUGUAUGUUUUUUUCAUGACCCAACGCUUAAUAUUUAUCGAAUUAUCUCGGUCGAAGAUAAUAAACCAGUUAUCAAUAGUACUGUUACUCCUAGGAUGACAUUUACUCAGACCAGUCAAAAAUUUGGUCAAUGGUCUGAUAUACGUGCAAAUACUGUUUAUGGUCUUGGAUUUGCAUCUGAAGCUGAAUUAAAUAAAUUUAUUGAAAAAUUUCAAGAAGUUAAAGAAGCAUCUCGAAGUUCGGCAAUUCAUAAAGGACAACAGAUCAAUGGUACACAUUCUGGUGAAAGUGGACCAAUUAUUUGUCCAAUGAGCAAAAGUCCGACACCUCAUCGAAGUACAACUGUUUCAUCAAGUACAGGUGAUCCAAUGAACGAAGAUAUUUUAAAUACUCAUGUAAAUGUUUCUGGUGCUGGUGAAUUGUCCUCUUUAAAUACAAACUCUUUGCCCAUUGAACAUAACGAAAUAAAUUCAUCUUCCGGUUCUCUUAGAGGAACUUUAGUUGCUCAUCAGCGAAGCCAAAGUUUAUCUGGAUUACAGGUUAACAAAUUGAUGAGCGAAUCUCCUAAACAUAGUGUUGCUGGGGCCAAAGAAAAGUUAGGCUCAACCAUAAUGCUUCCACAAUCUAGCACAGAAGCUCAACUGAAAUAUGAAAAUGAGAGAUUAAAAUUAGCCUUAGCUCAAAGCUCUGCGAAUGCGAAAAAAUGGGAAAUUGAGUUGCAAACAUUGAAAAACAACAAUGCAAGGCUGACCGGUGCUUUACAAGAGUCAACGGUUAACGUUGAAGAAUGGAAAAGACAAUUACAAUCAUUGAAGGAGGAAAAUGGUAAAAUGCGAAUUCGUAUUCUUGAAUUGGAAGCUAGUCAUGGUAAUCCUGAAGCACUUGAAGAAUUGAGCAAAGAAAUGAACAAUUUGCGGACAAGUGCUGCCUCAUUGGAUUCUGCAAUAAAACAAAAGGAUAAAGAGAUAGAGCUAUUAAAGAAAAGCUUAGAGUCUCAUGUACAAGUUUAUGGUGCCAGUCAAAAAGUGGAAGAUAAAUUGAAAUUACUGUUAACCGAGAAUGAAAACCUUCGAAGUCAAGUUAGCCAAUUGCAAGACCAUAGUGAUAUAUCUAAAUUCUCAGACAAUGCUCGAAAAGGAAUGUUGGAUCAGGUUAAUCUACGUUUGGGACAAAAUAUUCAAGAAUUACGAACAAUUCAUCAAGAAUUUAGUGCAUUGCUCAAUACCUCCUGAUUAUAUCCUUGUGAAUUAUACACCAUAGCAAACUCAAGCAACUCGCAUUAAUAUUAUGAUUAUUAUAUGAUUGCAUCGAACCUCUCAUUUUCGAUGCUUUCACAUAUUUCUUUUAAAGAUUUUUUUUCUUCUCUCAUCUUCCUCAUUUUCAUCAUAAUAUCAACUAUAAUCGAGGUAAAUCAUGAUCAAGAUUCUCAAUUCUCAACUAAACAAAAGUCGAGUAAACACUAUUACUAAUCUAUUAAAUUGACAAUUAGUUUUAGAUGUUUCUGUUUAUUUACACUUCUAUCUACAUUUUUGUUAGCCAUAAUAAUCAGUUCCUAUUAUGGAAAUAUCUUACAAUGUUUUUGCUUGUCUUGAAAGAUUUACCUGAAAUGUAAUGUAAUAACAAGACAAACAUUUUAUUAAAAAACAGAAAUUCGCUUUUUUA
Molecule: messenger RNA, 2294 nt
Organism: Tetranychus urticae (two-spotted spider mite)
Lineage: Eukaryota; Metazoa; Arthropoda; Arachnida; Trombidiformes; Tetranychidae
Product: homer protein homolog 2
Biological process (GO): G protein-coupled glutamate receptor signaling pathway
Molecular function (GO): G protein-coupled glutamate receptor binding
Source: RefSeq, a predicted model, not a curated record